Molecule: messenger RNA, 1717 nt
Organism: Syngnathus acus (greater pipefish)
Lineage: Eukaryota; Metazoa; Chordata; Actinopteri; Syngnathiformes; Syngnathidae
Gene: tmem268
Product: transmembrane protein 268
Exons: 10
Coding region: 146-1189 (347 amino acids)
Source: RefSeq, a predicted model, not a curated record
GAGAGCACAAGAGAGAAGCUGAACGCCGUACCCAAGUGUGAAAGUCAAAUAUAGUGCACGCCUCAGUCAGACUGACCUGCUCUCAAAACAUGGCAAUGUUGCUCCAUCAAGCAGCAACAGCUAAGAUCAUCCUCAUUUUGUCCUCAUGAAGGAUUUUGAGCAGCAGAUGGAGGACAAGAAUGCUGAUGUGAUGAUGGAGGAGAGUGACGUGGAUGAAGCUCAAUCACAAACAAACAACAAACCUAAAUGGGCAAAUGGUCAGUGUGUUCUGGCAAUUCCAAGCCAUUCUUUCAUCAACCCCAGUUUUGAUCUUUCACUGUGCAGCCCUACUUUGGAGAGGAAAGGCUUCCAGAUUCCAAACGCAGACAUUGAAGUUCCCCUGAAAACAGCCCUGGAUGUUCCUUCGGUCAGAAGAUUCAUGAUUUUCAACUCGUCCCUUUUCCAUUUUAUAAUGGCGCCGUUUCUUUAUGUCGUUUUGUGGUGUGCCGUCUUCUCCACCCUGCGCCUUUAUAUGACCCUCAGCGACUACUGGAUCUUAUGUCUGUGUGUCAGUCUGAUCUCCAUUUUCCUCACCACUGUCAUCAUCUUUGUUCUCAACCGGAAUAAAAAAGAGAUCAACAUCAACUUGGAUGUGCGGCUGAUUCCGGUGAACGAGACCAUGGUCAAGCACAAGCUGCUGGUGGCUGUUGCCGACUGGGUGGACAACUGCAAAGGAAGCAUGCAGCUUUACUUUGUGUAUUGGGACAUGGCUCGUUGUUUGCAAACGCUGACUGAAACGCUGGAGGAGCACAGUUUAGCGGGCAUUGACACCUGGAGCAAGCUAAAGAAGAAAAUGUCCCAUCUCGUCCUGGUGGCUGAAGUUCCCGGCGGGGACUGUGAAGAAAAUCACACAGGGGUGGAAGAAAGUUCAGAAGAGCAGAGGCCUCUGCUGAAAAAUGACGCAGGAGACUGCACUUCCUCUUCUUCUUGGAAAGUCACAACCAAUUACAGUCUCGUUCCUGAUGCUUCCUUACCUGCUCAGACUCAAGCCCACCAGCUGUUGAUGACCUACAGCGCUGCCUAUGUGAAGCUGCUGGUGUCUGAUAAGCUGUCCGUGCCGGCUAAUCGUCGCCUCCAAGUGCCGAGGAACCACUGCCCCGCUGCGCCGUUCUGCCUCUGCCAGUUCAUUAAAAUGAGGAUUCUUGACUAGCACAGCAAUAGUGGAUAUAAAAAGUCUACACACCCCUGUUCCCAGGCCACAUACAACCCAGAAAUUAAAUUUGAUCUAAAUGAUGAGCCUUGUUAUAUGGCAUGCACUGUUUCCCAACCACGCGGUGUGCUCACCUAGUUGGCUCAUAAUGAAGGAGAACAGAGAGGGGCAUGCACAUGAGGCCACUUUCAACAAUUUCACAGACACUGGCACUCCUCAGGAGGCUAAAUGGCCAUCUGUGAUGCCGUGCACACAAAGCUGGCUCAGCCUCCAUCUCUUUCAAUAUAGCUUGCAUUGGAAGUGACUCAGACUGACCUUAUCUGUAAACGUAAUGUAGACAUCAAGAUAGAAAUGUGAAUCCCAAAAAAUGAAGUGAUUAUGCACAAGAUAGGGAGACAGUCUGUAUUAGUGUUUGAGAGCAAGAAGAGAAAAAGACAGGCAGAGGAAAACGGGUCAGCUAUAAAUAGCUUUUUUAGCGAGAGGUUGGAGACACACACAGAGGUGGAAAAAAAAACGUCACACACCCAA